Messenger RNA from Adineta ricciae, 384 nucleotides. The record is from the annotation of a GenBank genome assembly. Lineage: Eukaryota; Metazoa; Rotifera; Eurotatoria; Adinetida; Adinetidae.
AUGUUUCGCCUCCCAUCACCACCUCGGUUUACACUUCCGCCUCCUCCAAUGCUUCCGCCAGGUAUACUCACUUUAGAAAGUCUUCAAUUAACAUGUUCAUCUAUCGAAUUUCACCCAAAACCUAACUCGUUCUUACUCACAAGCAUUAUUCUGGUUUUGAUUGUCAUUCUUCUUAUUCUUUUAUACAUAUUUAUUCGAUAUUUAUUGAAAUUACAAUCUUCAACGAAUAGCGUCCAUCGAAAAGUCGUCUCUCCUAUAUCCAGACAUUCGUCAAUAGGUAGUUCUCGUUCUUAUGAGACCAUCUCAUCUGGCAUCUAUCUUGAAUCGGUCAAUAUCUCUCCAACAGCUGAUUCUCACAAUUUUAUUCGUAGUUGUUAUGAAUAA